GGGGGAAGGCAGUUUUACCUCUAUAACGUUCGCCUCACCUCACCAAUCCCAUGACCGUUUGGCUCCAGGGAGCUUAAUAAAAUAUCAUAUGGCCUGAACACUACAACAGCACAGAUGUUAGAAACCUGGAUAGUCAUGCCCUCUUAUAUAGGUGAGGCAUUGCAGAAUCUGUCAAAGAUUGUGACAGAAAACUUCCAUACAAAAUGUGGUUUCAAAGUGUUAGCCCUCUGGGUGUCGUUCGAGUAGACUGGAACUACAAUAAGCUAUCAAGGCAUGUGUAGACUGUAGGAUCUGCUUGGAGAUUAUAACCAGGCUAUCAAGGCACUCCAUGGCACUGUUUCCUUCCUCAUCCACAGCUGCAGGCAGCAUGCCUGGCUUUAUGCCUACUGACAAGGAGAAGUGGAUGUUGGUUUUCACAGGCCGCUACCCAUCUAAAGCUGACAUCCCAAAAGAGGUCUCGUAUGAUGAGCUGACAGCUGCCAAAGACAAGAUGCGUGUGUAUGUGUCAACAUUGCUAGUCAUCCUGACCUUCGUGUCUGCAUUUGGAGUGGCGAUGUGGGGUCGGUCCGAGCGGGACAGAGGGGAGUCCCUGCUGAAGAGAAAUCUGCAGAGGAGAGCAGACAAGCAGAAGGAGAUGGCAGACCAGGCAGCAGCAGAAGCAGAGAAAUAGAUGACUCGGUGUGACAGGGAUCACCAGAAGACAUAAACCUUCUCCCUGCUGCCUAACGUCAUAAUCAGUACAAGUUUGGAACAAAUCUAGGGUGCUACAAGGAGCCUGUAUAACCUCCUUGGGUGCUAUCACAGGCCAGUGUUCUCUGCAGGCCCCAAUGCUGUGAUUUUGGUCCCUAUGCUGUGUUUCAAGCAGAGAAGGGCACUUUUCUGUUGAUUUGUAACAAUUAAAAAAAAACUGUUGGCUCUAUUUCACUAAAUAUUGGCCCUCCAAAUGCACAAAAUAGUGUUUCUGAGGGGGCAGAUUCCCCCAGACACCCUAUACAGUGUGCUCCACCUGCAUUGUUUACCAGUUGGCUUGAUGCCCCUUUGCUGUGAAUGAAUCCUGGUGAGAACACUGCAGGCUAAUUGUUAAAAUGUAACUACAGGGCAUGUGUCACAGUUGCAAAGGAGGAGCCUUAUUCAUUGGGAAAUUAACAGACCAGCACUCGCUGUCUUACCAAUAUGAUAAUGUCAUUGGUCUUGCUCAGUUGUGUCUAUCCCCACCUCCAAAUUAUUAUAAACCCAGAAUUCUGGCAAGACCACAUAAGAUUACAUACUACCUGUCCCAAUUUAAAAAAAAGAGAGACCAAUUCAGUCUAUCCUUAAAAGAUUAGGAAAAUAACCAGGGAUUGUAGUGACAUUCAUUCACUGAGUCUGUACUGCACAGUGCAACUGUGAUCUGCCCUUGGCCUUCAAUAUACCCUUAAAGAAAUACUCCAGAAUCACCAAAUAUAUAUAUAUAUAUAUAUAUUUUCAUGUGGCAAUGCAUGUUUGCAGGUUGUACUUCAAAGUCUAUAUACAUUGUAGAUAUAGGGGACCACUAUAGGGGUCAUUGACCAACAUGUACAUGUAGCUAAUGACAAUUAGGGUACAACUUUGAUGUUGAUUAUAUUAAAUGGAGGUGAGAUGUCAAGUAGUUGUCAUUUGCUUUGUACUAGGGUGGGUACUGCUACAUUAUACCGGUGCAAAACCGUUUAUUACUCUGUGACUGAAGGGUAACUUCCAGCUACAGAGUCUUUUUUUAUAUUUUUGGAGCGGUACAAAAAAAACGGACCUGAAAAAAAUCAGUGGACCAGAUUUUGGACCAAUUAGUACAUGGACACAGUAUAUCGCCAGCCAUCCACACAUUUUGGGGCUUACCGGUCCAAGAAAGUAACAAGAGCAAAGUAAAGGUUAUAGUCAUUUCUACCAAGUUUCUACAGUCAAACAUACGGAGGCAGUUAGUCAUGUUCACACAUGUACUUGAAGAUUGGAUUUUGAAAUGCCAGUGGAGUCGGAUAUGCCACUCAACAGAUUCCUUUGUAGGGAAUUUUUUUGAAUGAAUGAAGUUAUUGCUCAACAAUCGCACAAAGUACAAUGUAUGGCAACCAAUAACAGCUUCUAGCUAACAUACAAAUGUAGUUUUGAAUUUUCUGUACCAGUACCCAUCCUGAACAUGUACACUUAAGACCAGAUAAGAGGCGAGAUAGCUUCUUCAACGUGUAAGCACAGCGUGUAUCGGUAGUUUGCCUUCUUGUAUUUCUCUUAAUACCUAUGCUUGCCUUCUGAUGUGUCAAGGCUAAAUAAUACAGUUCACUGCCAGUUUUCAAUAUUUCAGACUCCCAAGAAAAAUAAAAGUGUAUUGAGGA
This is a messenger RNA of Branchiostoma floridae (Florida lancelet), 2339 nucleotides long. Its product is annotated as protein FAM162A-like. The transcript has 2 exons. Lineage: Eukaryota; Metazoa; Chordata; Leptocardii; Amphioxiformes; Branchiostomatidae. The coding region runs from base 329 to 670 and encodes 113 amino acids. The record is from RefSeq and is a predicted model, not a curated record.